Lathyrus sativus (Indian pea) is the source of this 975-nucleotide messenger RNA. Lineage: Eukaryota; Viridiplantae; Streptophyta; Magnoliopsida; Fabales; Fabaceae. The record is from the annotation of a GenBank genome assembly.
AUGAUAAAUUCACAACAUUCAUCAUAUCUUAUAGAAUCCAACAUGUCGAUCCAUCAUGUUUCAAAUGCAUCAUUAUUUUUGCCAAAAGCUUUUCCACCAUUCCAACAUAAUAAUCCAAAUUCCGUUACAAAUUUUCCGCUUGUAGCAAUUGUUAUAAUAGGAAUGAUGGCCACAUCUCUCUUGUUUUUGGCCUACUAUACUCUUGUUAUCAAAUGUUGUCUCGAUUGGAAUAGUUUUGAUCUUGUGAGAGUGAGAAGUUUUUCGUUUUCAAGACAAAAUGAUCAAAAUCAAUCUUCAUCAUAUUCGAUGACAUCGGAGGCGAGAGGAUUAGAACAAGGUGUGAUUAAUUCGAUUCCGAUUAUUCGCUACAAAGAAGAAAAGGAAUAUGGUGAUGAUGGAAGAGUUUCUUGUGAAUGUGCUUUUUGUUUGAAUGAGUUUGAACAUGAUGAGAAACUUAGAGCUAUACCUAAUUGUAACCAUUUAUUUCAUAUUGAUUGUGUUGAUGUUUGGCUUCAAAACAAUGCAAAUUGUCCACUUUGUAGAAGAAGAGUUUCUUUGACAAGAGAAAUCCAUGUUGAAAAUGUUGAAAACAUCAUUGGUGAUUGUGAAGAUUUUGUUGUGAUUGAUUUGGAUCAUGAUAAUGAACAUGAUGAUGAGGAGGGACAAAACUUGCAUGAAAGAAGACAUGAAAGAGGUAAAGAAUUGGUGGUGCCUUCAAGAGAUUCUAUUAGUUCUAAUUCACGCAAGAAAGCAAAUAAGCUUCAAAAAGUGAGUAGUUUGAAGGAUGGGGGUAUAGUUGGUAUUAAAGGCAAAGAUGAUGGUUUUUUAGUCCAACCAAUUAGAAGGUCUUUUUCAUUGGACUUAUCCAUUGAAGUUUGUGGUGAUAGUAGUGAUAGAGCUAAGAGAUCAUUAUUUUCCUUUGGACAUGGAAGUAGAUCAAGAGGUGUUGUCUUACCAAUUCAUUUGGACCCUUGA